This is a messenger RNA of Trachemys scripta elegans, 3373 nucleotides long. It is a transcript of the gene KCNH5, whose product is annotated as potassium voltage-gated channel subfamily H member 5. Gene Ontology annotation, biological process: regulation of membrane potential; potassium ion transmembrane transport. NCBI's taxonomy places the organism in Eukaryota, Metazoa, Chordata, Testudines, Emydidae. Gene Ontology annotation, molecular function: voltage-gated potassium channel activity. The record is from RefSeq and is a predicted model, not a curated record. Gene Ontology annotation, cellular component: membrane.
GCGCUGUUCCCGCCAGGCGGGCUCAGGCUCGCAGGGGGCGAGCUCGCGGGACCAUGCUGGCCGCCGGCGGCGGCGGCAGCAGCAGCGGCGGCCCGGCAGGCGCGCAGGCGCAAUCUGCCCGGAGCCUGCGGUUCCCGAGCCCGGCGUGCGGCACCGCCACAGUCUGGGCUCCCCCCGCCGCCCGAGCGCUACUACCAUGAACUGCUCCAUCCUCGCCGGAGCUACUCACCGGCACUGGGCGCGAGACACCUCCCCGGCUGCCCCCAGCCGCCACCGCCGCGCCCCUGCCGCUCCAGAGCCCGGCUCUGCAAGCGCAGGAUGCCGGGCGGCAAGAGAGGGCUGGUGGCACCGCAGAACACCUUCCUGGAGAACAUCGUCCGGCGCUCCAGCGAAUCAAGUUUUUUACUGGGAAAUGCCCAGAUUGUGGACUGGCCUGUAGUUUAUAGUAAUGACGGUUUUUGUAAACUCUCUGGAUAUCAUCGAGCUGACGUCAUGCAGAAGAGUAGCACUUGCAGUUUUAUGUAUGGGGAACUGACGGAUAAGAAGACCAUUGAAAAAGUCAGACAGACUUUUGACAACUAUGAGUCAAACUGCUUUGAAAUUCUUCUGUACAAGAAAAACAGAACCCCAGUUUGGUUCUACAUGCAAAUCGCACCUAUAAGAAACGAACAUGAAAAAGUGGUUUUAUUCCUGUGCACUUUUAAAGAUAUCACUUUGUUCAAACAACCAAUUGAAGAUGAUUCAACAAAAGGUUGGACAAAGUUUGCUCGAUUGACACGAGCUUUGACUAACAGCCGAAGUGUUCUGCAGCAGCUAACGCCAAUGAACAAAGCUGAGGUGGUGCACAAACACUCAAGAUUAGCUGAAGUUCUCCAGCUCGGGUCUGAUAUUCUUCCUCAGUAUAAACAAGAAGCUCCAAAGACUCCACCGCACAUUAUUUUACACUAUUGUGCUUUUAAGACCACCUGGGACUGGGUCAUCUUAAUUCUAACCUUCUAUACAGCAAUUAUGGUUCCCUACAAUGUCUCCUUCAAAACGAAACAGAACAACAUAGCCUGGCUGGUGUUGGACAGUGUGGUGGAUGUUAUUUUUCUGGUUGACAUUGUUUUAAACUUUCAUACAACCUUUGUUGGCCCUGGGGGAGAGGUUAUAUCUGAUCCCAAACUCAUAAGGAUGAACUACCUGAAAACUUGGUUUGUGAUAGACCUUCUGUCCUGUUUACCUUAUGACAUCAUCAAUGCCUUUGAGAAUGUGGACGAGGGGAUCAGCAGCCUUUUCAGUUCCUUAAAAGUGGUGCGACUUCUACGCCUUGGUCGUGUUGCCAGGAAAUUGGACCAUUAUCUGGAAUAUGGUGCUGCAGUACUAGUGCUGUUGGUCUGUGUCUUUGGACUAGUGGCCCACUGGCUAGCCUGUAUAUGGUACAGCAUUGGGGACUAUGAAGUUAUAGAUGAAGUCACUAAUACAAUCAAGACAGACAGCUGGCUCUACCAGUUGGCGUUGAGUAUAGGGGCACCCUAUCGGUACAAUACCAGCGGCUCAGGGCAGUGGGAAGGAGGCCCCAGCAAAGACUCAUUGUAUAUAUCUUCUCUCUACUUUACCAUGACAAGCCUUACAACAAUAGGAUUUGGAAACAUAGCUCCAACCACAGAUGGAGAGAAGAUUUUUUCGGUGGCCAUGAUGAUGGUUGGCUCUCUUCUUUAUGCAACUAUUUUUGGAAAUGUCACCACCAUUUUCCAGCAAAUGUAUGCCAACACCAACCGAUACCAUGAGAUGCUGAACAACGUGAGGGAUUUCCUCAAAUUAUAUCAAGUCCCAAAAGGCCUUAGUGAACGAGUCAUGGAUUAUAUUGUCUCAACAUGGUCCAUGUCUAAAGGGAUCGACACAGAGAAGGUUCUUUCCAUUUGUCCCAAGGACAUGAGGGCAGAUAUCUGCGUGCAUCUGAACCGGAAGGUUUUUAACGAGCAUCCUGCCUUUCGACUGGCUAGUGAUGGCUGCCUGCGGGCCCUGGCUGUGGAAUUUCAGACUAUUCAUUGUGCUCCAGGAGACCUCAUCUACCAUGCUGGAGAAAGUGUAGACGCUCUCUGCUUUGUGGUGUCAGGAUCCCUAGAAGUCAUACAGGAUGAUGAGGUGGUUGCUAUUUUAGGUAGAUUAUUUUCCGAAAAAUCAGCGAUGUCAAGAAGGAAGAAGAGGAGCGUCUACGCCAGAAGAAUGAAGUGACCCUGAGCAUCCCUGUGGACCACCCCGUGAGAAAGCUCUUUCAGAAGUUCAAGCAGCAGAAGGAGAUGCGGAAUCAAGGCACAACACACAUCGACCCAGAGAGGAACCAGCUUCAAGUGGAGAGCCGUACCAUGCAGAACGGGGCCUCCAUCACUGGCACAAGUGUGGUCACUGUGUCUCAGAUCACACCCAUUCAAACAUCUCUGGCUUACGUGAAAACCAGUGAGACAAUCAAGCAGAACAACAGGGACGCAAUGGAGCUUAAGCCAAAUGGCAACCCUGAAAAAUGUCUCAAAGUUAACAGUCCCAUCAGGAUGAAAAAUGGGAAUGGGAAAGGGUGGCUUCGACUUAAGAACAAUAUGGGAGCCCCAGAGGAGAAAAAGGAAGACUGGAAUAAUGUCACAAAGGCGGAGUCAAUGGGGCUAUUGUCCGACGACCCCAAGUGCAAUGACUCCGAGAACAGUGUAACUAAAAAUCCAUUGAGGAAAACAGACUCUUGUGACAGUGGAAUAACAAAAAGUGACCUUCGUUUGGAUAAAGCUGGUGAGACUCGCAGCCCCCUAGAACACAGCCCUAUCCAAGCUGAUGCAAAACACCCCUUUUACCCCAUUCCUGAGCAGGCCUUACAAACCACACUACAGGAAGUCAAACACGAACUCAAAGAGGAUAUCCAGUUGCUAAGCAGCAGGAUGACUGCCCUUGAGAAACAGGUGGCAGAGAUUUUAAAAAUAUUGUCCGAAAAGAACGUGUCCCAGACCUCUUCCCCCAAGUCCCAUUUAUCACCCCAGUUGCCCUCCCAAAUACCUUGUCAAGAUAUUUUUAGUGUUUCAAGGCCUGCAUCACCUGAAUCAGAAAAAGAUGAAAUCCACUUUUAACAUAUACCUAUGUGUAUAUAUGUAUACAGUAUAUAUGCAAUUGUGUAUAUAUGCCUGUAUACGUAUAUAUAUGUGUGUGUGUACAGUAAAUAUAUAUACAUAUAUAUUUUCACUUGCAUCCAAUAUGACUUGAACACAACAAGGAUUUUGAUAUGUAAAUAUUGCAUGUCCAGCUGGAUUCUGGCCUGCCAAAGAAAACAAUUAUUAACAUAGAUAUUGCUUGUAUAAUAUGCAGUUGACUGCAUGCACACUUUACAUUUAUUUAUAAUCUCUAUUAUGUA